This is a messenger RNA of Caenorhabditis briggsae, 573 nucleotides long. The record is from RefSeq and is a predicted model, not a curated record. The transcript has 3 exons. NCBI's taxonomy places the organism in Eukaryota, Metazoa, Nematoda, Chromadorea, Rhabditida, Rhabditidae. The coding region runs from base 1 to 573 and encodes 190 amino acids.
AUGACCCCCCACCUUAUAAACAACUAUAGUAGAGCCCCCCACCAGUAUUCAAAAACUGCAAUCACUCGAAUAGAAAUGAAUGUUUCGGAUACAAAAAAACCCGACGAAUCCAACGAAAAUCCUGAGGAAGAUCCCGAAAAGGAAGAAGAAGAAGAAGAAAAUGUUACACCAGUCAGUGAGGGAAUUGUUGGAACCUGGAAGCCUACAUCACAAACUGAUUAUCCUCAUUUCUUCAAUUCAGAAAAGCCAGGCAGAAAAAGUCGCUGGCUUAUAGGACAGCUGACCUAUAACAUGAAGAUUGGGCAAAUCUCUUGGGAACUCAUUCCAAGCGAAAAACUGAAAAAUACUGGAAGAGAAACAAAUGUACCACUAAAAAAGCAAUUAGAAUAUUCGGAUCACAGUGAAACUUGGAGUUUUGAAAAUGAUGAUUUGGUUAUUGUCUUCAAGAACAAAUUGGAUCAAAGAGUUAUUAAAAAAUACUACAAAUUCAUUUUGGGUGGAAAACUUCAUAUUGUUUAUCACGAUUUGCAAACCGACGUCACUGCUACUCGAAUCUAUGAAAGAGUGAUCUAA